AUGGAGUUGAGGAUAUCACGGAUUCAGCGCCUCAGUGCUGUGAUAGGGAUCUCCAUGUCCUUCUUCCUUGCCGAGAUAGCUGUUGGCUUCUAUACUGGCUCGCUUGCUCUUGUCGCGGAUGCAUUUCACUAUCUCAGUGAUAUCAUUGGAUUCAUGGUUGCACUUGUCGCUGCUGUGGUUGAGGAAAGACACUCCCCGCCGCAGUCUCUCACAUUCGGGUGGCAACGAUCGCAACUGGUAGGCGCAUUCUUCAAUGGGGUCUUGCUAUUUGGACUCGGGAUUAGUAUCUUCUUACAGUCCCUUGAGCGGUUUAUCACGUUGGAGAUCGUGGAUGAUCCAAAACUGGUCAUGAUUGUUGGAUGCGUGGGCUUUGGUCUCAACAUUAUCAGUGUUCUAUUCUUACACGAACACGACCACGGAGAUGGCCAUGGUCAUGGCCAUGACCAUGGACAUUCGAUCGCAGAACAAGAGACUGGCAACGAAAUCAACCCCGAUUCCGGUUUCCCAGUCGAUGAGACGCACAUCUACCAUAAGCACUCUCUAAAUGCCAAACCCAAUUCGAAGAGUGACUUCGAUCUCGCCUUAAUGGGCGUGUUCAUCCAUGUUAUGGGCGAUUGUGCUAACAAUCUCGGAGUCAUUAUCGCCGGUCUCGUUAUCUGGCUGGCUGAUUACCACGGACGCUACUACGCAGACCCUGCAGUAAGCAUGGCCAUUGCUGUCAUGAUAUUCUUCUCGUCCCUGCCUUUGAUAAAACGAAGCGGUCUUAUCCUCCUUCAGAGCGCUCCUGAUGGCGUUGAGCAUGAGGAUGUGAAGCAUGAUUUACUUCAGAUCCCAGGUAUCCGCGCUGUCCAUGAGCUCCACAUAUGGCGCCUGAAUCAGAAGAAAUCCCUUGCCUCCGCACAUAUUAUCCUCGAGAGUGAUAGAGCAGCGGACUUUCCCGCGCUUGCAACGACUGUAAAGGAGUGUUUCCAUGCAUACGGUAUUCAUUCUGUGACGCUUCAGCCAGAAACAGCGGUGGUGCAGGAGGGCGCUAUCACGGUCAACCCAGGGGGUGGAAUGACAAGGGUAGAAGAUAGUGAAUCUCACGACCAGGGUGAUAAAUAUGCCGGGGAGCAGUGUCAUCUUUUGUGUGGGAAGAUGUGUGCGGAUUUGUCGUGCUGCGAGUAG
This is a messenger RNA of Aspergillus puulaauensis, 1167 nucleotides long. RefSeq names its product cation diffusion facilitator family transporter. The transcript is spliced from 9 exons. Bases 1 to 1167 code for a protein of 388 amino acids. Lineage: Eukaryota; Fungi; Ascomycota; Eurotiomycetes; Eurotiales; Aspergillaceae. Gene Ontology annotation, cellular component: membrane. Gene Ontology annotation, molecular function: zinc ion transmembrane transporter activity. Gene Ontology annotation, biological process: intracellular zinc ion homeostasis; zinc ion transmembrane transport. The record is from RefSeq and is a predicted model, not a curated record.